AUGAAGGUGACAUCUCCGGCUCACUUGGCCGCCGUCUCAUCGGCUAAUCCCGAUGAUCCCGAGGUGAAACAGCGACAGCUGUUUAACCAUAUCGUCAGUCAUUACGGUCGAGUCCUGGCCGGGUACAAUCCGGCCCAAUUCCUCAUCAAUCUCGACGGUAAGGCCGGGACGGAGAUGGCCAGUGCCCAUGAUCUCCCGAAUCCGAUUCUCCGUGUCGCUCCCACGGGUGUGGCGGCCCAUGCAAUUAAUGGGCGGACCCUGCACGCUCUAUUCCGACUUCCGGUCAGGCGAGUCUCCGACGUGCGGUACCUCAUCAUUGACGAGAAAUCGAUGAUUGGCUUGAAGAUGCUGUCGUGGCUCGAUCAGCGUUGCCGCGAGAUCUUUCCCGCCAAAUCAGAUAUGCUUUUCGGGAGUCUCAAUAAUGUAAUGACGGGCGACUUUUUUCAAUUGCCCCCGGUGAUGAUGAAACCCCUGUACUAUGAUGGGCCGUUAAAGGACCCGCAGGAGAUCGCGGCUCGAAACCUCUAUCGCGCCUUUAAUCAGACGAUCGAACUCGACGUCAUUCGCCAUCAAGAGGGUCAGGAUGAAGAAGCCUCGGCGUUCAGAAAGGCGCUGGACAGUCUCUGGGACGACAGGGUUUCCGUGAACGAUUGGCAACUCCUGUCGACUCGUGUUCAGUCAGUCGUGUCGUCGGAGAUUCCAGCAUUUGCAGACGCCCUCCGUAUUUAUAGCACGAAGCAACAGGUGGCGGAUUUCAAUCACGAUCGCCUGCGAGAUCUUCGACGUCCUGUUUUCGUCGUCCAUGCGUCUCAUGAAGGGAUCAAGGCGUCGAAUGCGACGACCGAAGAAGCCGGCAACCUGCAGACGGCGAUCCCACUGUCAAUGGGCUGUCGAAUUAUGCUGACCGAGAAUAUCUGGACCGAACGCGGCCUGGUGAACGGCUCUCUCGGGACGGUGGAGGAUAUCAUUUGGAAGGCGGAUGCGAAUUGGCGGAAGGGCCCUCCAUUCGCGAUUCUCGUCCACUUUGACGGCUACGAGGGGCCUUCUCGAGGCGACGAAGGUGGCCAUUCUUGGAUGCCGAUCUUUCGCUCGAGGCGAGAUUUCUACUACGGCGCCGUCAGCUGUUCUCGGACACAGUUCCCCAUCACCAAUGCCUAUGUGAUCACGGUCCAUAAGGCGCAAGGAAUGACGGUGAUGAUUUUGUGGCGGGUCUCAGCUACGUCGCGGUGUCCCGCGUCAAGUCACUCCGAGGUAUCCUAUUCGAAGAGCCUUUUGAUUUCGAGCGUUUUCGAGUGA
Rhinocladiella mackenziei CBS 650.93 is the source of this 1296-nucleotide messenger RNA. RefSeq lists its product as uncharacterized. NCBI's taxonomy places the organism in Eukaryota, Fungi, Ascomycota, Eurotiomycetes, Chaetothyriales, Herpotrichiellaceae. Bases 1 to 1296 code for a protein of 431 amino acids. The transcript is spliced from 3 exons. Gene Ontology annotation, biological process: telomere maintenance; DNA repair. The record is from RefSeq and is a predicted model, not a curated record. Gene Ontology annotation, molecular function: DNA helicase activity.